Messenger RNA from Nomascus leucogenys (northern white-cheeked gibbon), 826 nucleotides. It is a transcript of the gene EMP3, whose product is annotated as epithelial membrane protein 3 (MAM blood group). Gene Ontology annotation, cellular component: plasma membrane. The record is from RefSeq and is a predicted model, not a curated record. Lineage: Eukaryota; Metazoa; Chordata; Mammalia; Primates; Hylobatidae.
GGAGCAAGAGAGAAGGAGGCCCAGACAGGGCAGGAGGGAGAGACGAGAGGCAGAAGGAGAGCGAGCGAGAGAGAAAGGGUUCCGGAUUGGAGGGGAGAGCAAGGAAGGGAGGAAGGCGGUGAGAGAGGCGGGGGCCUCGGGAGGGUGAAAGGAGGGAGGAGAAGGGCGGGGCACGGAGGCCCGAGCGAGGGACGAGACUCCGACUCCAGCUCUGACUUUUUUCGCGGCUCUCGGCUUCCACUGCAGCCAUGUCACUCCUCUUGCUGGUGGUCUCAGCCCUUCACAUCCUCAUUCUUAUACUGCUUUUCGUGGCCACUUUGGACAAGUCCUGGUGGACUCUCCCCGGGAAAGAGUCCCUGAAUCUCUGGUACGACUGCACGUGGAACAACGACACCAAAACAUGGGCCUGCAGUAAUGUCAGCGAGAAUGGCUGGCUGAAGGCGGUGCAGGUCCUCAUGGUGCUCUCCCUCAUUCUCUGCUGUCUGUCCUUCAUCCUGUUCAUGUUCCAGCUCUACACCAUGCGACGAGGAGGUCUCUUCUAUGCCACCGGCCUCUGCCAGCUUUGCACCAGCGUGGCGGUGUUUACUGGGGCCUUGAUCUAUGCCAUUCACGCUGAGGAGAUCCUGGCGAAGCACCCGCGAGGCGGCAGCUUCGGAUACUGCUUCGCCCUGGCCUGGGUGGCCUUCCCCCUCGCCCUGGUCAGCGGCAUCAUUUACAUCCACCUACGGAAGCGGGAGUGAGCGCCCCGCCUCGCCCGGCCGCCCCCGCCCCCUCCCGGCCCCCCUCGCCGCGCGUCCUCCAGAAAAUAAAACUGUUUAACCGCGGG